This is a messenger RNA of Guillardia theta CCMP2712, 531 nucleotides long. RefSeq lists its product as hypothetical. Gene Ontology annotation, biological process: dephosphorylation. Gene Ontology annotation, cellular component: cytosol. The record is from RefSeq and is a predicted model, not a curated record. The annotation marks the transcript as partial. Gene Ontology annotation, molecular function: phosphatidylinositol-3,4,5-trisphosphate 3-phosphatase activity. NCBI's taxonomy places the organism in Eukaryota, Cryptophyceae, Pyrenomonadales, Geminigeraceae. The transcript is spliced from 3 exons.
AUGAAAUCUCUGACGGACCCCACGAACCUGGUAAAGCGAGUGGUGUCGGGGAACAAGAAGAGGUACAUCCAGGAUGGUUUUGAUCUGGACCUUUCAUACGUUACCACCAGUAUCAUCGCCAUGGGCUAUCCUUCGGAGGGGAUGGAAGGAGUCUAUCGCAACCCGUUCUCUGAGGUCUACAGGUUCUUCGAGACCUAUCACCCGGACAUGUACAAGAUCUACAACCUCUGCUCGGAGAGGAGCUAUGCUCCCGCGAAGUUUCACAACCGGGUGGAAUGCUAUCCGUUCGACGACCACAACGCUCCUCCUUUCGAGCUCAUGCGGAUCAUGUGCUGCAACGCCAGCGACUGGGUGGAGGCGCAUCCCAAGCACGUGGUAGCCAUCCACUGCAAGGCGGGGAAGGGGAGGACGGGCUGCAUGGUAUGCUCGCUCCUCCUCCACCUCGGCAUUUGCAACACAGCAGAGGAGGCGCUGUCCUUCUAUGCAGCUCAGCGGACGCUGGACGGGAAGGGAGUGACUAUCAGAAGUCAG